AGAGAGUUGAGCUCAGCUCAGAGAGUGAGCGGAGCUUCCUGGACGGACUCAGCUGAGACAGGAGCUCCUCUAGAGGAGAGGGCCUGACAGGAGAGCCCUGUAGAGCCGCCUGCUGCUGCUGCUGCUCUCACCUCUCUAUCGGCUCACCUAACUCAGGCUCUGGGAGGAAAGCCGUGAAGCUGUUUAAUCAGAGGCAGAUUGUUUCAGCCACACAUGUUCCUGUGCCUCAUAAAUAAGAUCGCUGCCACUGCGGACCUGGAAUCAAGCUGCUCCCUCACCAAAGGCAAGGAUCAUGGGGACUGUAGAUUGCCGGCAUGACCAGCGGAAACCCUAGAAACAACCCCAAUCCCCUUUCCCUGCCUCGCCCCGCCAUGGCCAGCAGGAGUCCCGCCAUUAACCUGGAGGACGAGGAUUCGUCACAGACGAUGGCCGAGGCUGCUGCUGCUGAUGAUGAUGGCUUCUGCAAGCUGUGCCUGAGCCUGCAGCCGCCUGCUGCCAUCAGGGAGCUGCAGAGCUGCAAGUGCAUGUUCUGCACAGCGUGUUUGCAGCAGUAUGUCCAGCUAGCCAUAAUGGAGGGUGGGGGGGCUCCAAUCACAUGCCCAGAUAUGGCUUGCCCUAAAAGCGGAGUGCUGCUAGACUCAGAGAUUGCCAGCUUGGCGUCUCCACAUCAGGCGGAGCUCUAUCAGCGUCUAAAGUUUGAGAGAGGCGUAAAGCUUGACCCCAACAAAGCGUGGUGCCCGGUACUUGAAUGUCAGGCGGUGUGCAGCGUUCAGGCGAGCACCGAGGGCCGACCGGCUGCGGUGGCCUGCCCUGCUUGCCGCACCCUCUUCUGCUCCAGCUGCAGAGACACCUGGCUGGACGGCCACACCUGUCUUGAGCAGCAGCCCAUGAUAGCCCCCUUCCUGUCUGAGGAAAACAGCGACUCGGACGUGUCCAUCAAGCAGUGCCCGAUGUGUGGCGUGUACAUCGAGAGGAACCAGGGCUGUGCACAGAUGCUGUGUAAGAGCUGCAAACACACGUUCUGCUGGUACUGUCUGCAGAACCUGGAUGGCGACAUCUUCCUGCGGCAUUACGAUAAGGGCCCCUGCAGAAACAAGCUGGGACACUCCAGGGCCUCAGUCAUGUGGAACAGGACACAGGUGGUGGGCCUCCUGAUGGGCGCCAGCCUCAUCGUGCUGGUGACAUCCCCUCUCCUCCUGCUGGCCUCGCCCUGCAUCCUGUGCUGCGUCUGCAAGCCCUGCAGCAGAAAGAAGAAGAAGAAGAAGAAGAAGAAGAAGAAGAGGGACCCCAGCCCCUCGUCAUCAUAGCGGCUUCAGCCCCCAUGUGCCUCUACCAGGAUAACUCCACUAGCAUCCUGAACACCACAGAAGGUGCAAAGUGUUGGAUGAACUUUGGAAAGUAAAGUUUUUGUUUUUCUUCUGUAGAGACCGUGGCCCCUUUAGCGGGCUGCCUUGAUAGAUGAGUAAAAACUUUAAUGUUAAACUUCAGCCGACAGCUGUCCAGUCGUCACUCUGUCUCAGUGUAAAUAUGUGGAAUGUGAGUCCCCCCCUCCUUUUGCAGCGGUUACUUUCCGAUGCAUAGCAGCCUAUAACUGGACAGCGGGUACUGAAUGUUUUGCUGCACAGGGCUCUUUCUUUAACUCUCCUCUGCACACACACACACACACACACACACCUUCACACACACAGAUCAAAGUGCAAAGCCACCCUCAUGUGCCAAACAUCACGAUGCCAAACCAGAGGCGUUAAGGGCUCAAGUGCCUCUCUGUACAGUUCCAGGUGCUUGGUGUGAUUUCUUUUGCCUUCCAUUCUACCUAUACUGUAUCUUAUGCAAAAAAGGAAGAAAAAGAAACUCUGAAAGUAGAAAACAGUUGAAAAUCACACAGGGCUGGAGGACUUUGGUGAAUAUAUGAUGGUCUUUAUUAAUUGGUGAAGGUAGCAGAUAGCAAAACACUAGCUGUUUAAAAUCUGUGUGGAGAUGAGACCUAGUCAGACGCUGGAUCUGUGUUUCAACCUGGCUUCUGUUCCAGACCAAAGGCUGUAAUAUAGAAUCUAUACUUUGCAAAAAUGUGUUAAUUUAAUAUUAAUGUUUUUUUUUUCUGUCUAUUACUGUCUGUCAUUUCUAUGUUACUGUUUAUGUUUCAGCAUUUUCUAAACGCAUCAUUACAAAUAAAAACGUUUUAUCAAA
Molecule: messenger RNA, 2187 nt
Organism: Cyprinodon tularosa
Lineage: Eukaryota; Metazoa; Chordata; Actinopteri; Cyprinodontiformes; Cyprinodontidae
Gene: rnf144b
Product: ring finger protein 144B
Exons: 8
Coding region: 315-1307 (330 amino acids)
Biological process (GO): ubiquitin-dependent protein catabolic process; positive regulation of proteasomal ubiquitin-dependent protein catabolic process; protein polyubiquitination
Cellular component (GO): cytoplasm; mitochondrial membrane; ubiquitin ligase complex
Molecular function (GO): zinc ion binding; ubiquitin protein ligase activity; ubiquitin conjugating enzyme binding
Source: RefSeq, a predicted model, not a curated record